Giardia duodenalis is the source of this 1590-nucleotide messenger RNA. RefSeq lists its product as uncharacterized. NCBI's taxonomy places the organism in Eukaryota, Fornicata, Diplomonadida, Hexamitidae. The coding region runs from base 1 to 1590 and encodes 529 amino acids. The transcript has a single exon. The record is from RefSeq and is a predicted model, not a curated record.
AUGGCCAGCAGCGGCCCUGGUGAUUCAUCAUGCUCUAUAAAUCAAGUGAGCGAUUCUUCCACCGAUGUUAACAGUCAUGAAUAUUGCAGCAAGGAGCAGUCUACAAUAUCCUGUCUGUCGCCGCUUAGCUCUAAUCAUGUCAAGGAUGAAUCGUCCAAGCAAACGCCGCUUUUUGACGCGCUUGGUGAGGAGUCCCCCAACGGGGGUCAAGAACUUGCGUCACAGCCCCUGGAUGUGAAUCUGGACCGUACCUCAGACCGGGAUGUGGCUGUAAGUGAGAUGUACAAGCAGACAAAAACAACUAUCUCUCCUGAAAAGCGGGCAGCACUGCAAGUUCUUUAUCAGAAGCACGGGUCCCACCAGUCUGUCAUAUGGUACAGCGCCCAGUCUGAGAUACCGAGGUCGAUCGUAUCGAAGUUUAUAACGUUCAUGGAGCACGGUCUUGAUGUGCGGAAUCUUUCAUACAGAGCACCAUGCAAGGCCAGAAUGGCCAAGACGACUAGAUUCUCUCCGGUAAUGUCGAUGAAAGGCUCUAGAACGGAAGUCUUCUCUGUAGCGUCUCCUAUCCAACUCAAUACAGUCCAGACAAACCUAGGCAGCUCAAUUCUUCAUACUGACCCGAACAACCUGGUCUUACAAAAGAAGGAUGAAAUUGUUAAGAAGAAUGUAGCAGACACAGAAAAGGCACCAGAGAGUAAGAGAAAGAGAAGAGGUAAUGAUAUCACAAAGGAUACUGCAGAGUCCAUGGAACGUCCACAUAAACAAAGAACCUCGAGACAGCAACAACACCCUAACAAAACUCCCGAAGGAUCUGCUUCAGAGAUACUCUCUUGCACUCCGAUGCGCUGUAAAGUGGAAACGGAACAGCUUCGCAAGAACAGAAGCAACAACCGCGAGAUUCUCUCCGCUAGAGUUACAUUUCUUCGCAUAGAGUUCUCCUCACCUUUGACGCCAAGAAUUAUUAGUCAGUUGUCGAAUCAGGAGGCUAGACGUGCUCAGCUUGACUUCAUUGAGAGAUACAGAACAGCUCUGGUAGAGGGACGAACUGCCAUGUUCAUUUCUGCUGAUCACUAUGAUCUAUACGUAAGCGGAUCAGAGAAUUUGAUAUCUCUUUCCUUACUAUCUCUUUUCAGUUCAGACGGAGAGAUAUUUUGUGAGCUCUUUCUGGAUCUGAUUGGCAAUGAGGUUAUCAGCGAGUGGAUCACCCACGUUCUCCAGACUCAAUUUAGCAACAAGGUGCCACUUAUAGUCACCACUCACGAGAUCCUCAGUACCCUGCCAAAUCACUUUCUUUCUAACUCUCUUUCUAUUGCCUAUUCAAGCAUUCUUGACGUGCUUAGCCCCGUGAAGCACAUGAUGGAAAUUUGGGAGCAUCGAGUAAAGUUCUAUAGUCUUCUGAACACGAACCAGACCGUGGAGGAGUUGCUGGAGCAGCUUUCAACAGAGUUCUUAACACUUCCCAAGACAAGUCUCCUGGGAAAGCUAGCAGAGAUACGAGAACGCGUGUGGUGGGAAGUCUAUAGCUCAACUUGGUCUGAGACCUCUAGGCCAAAAACUGAAUCUAGUGCAUCGGAAGUUCUAGCUCAAUGA